AUGUCGCCGUCGCAUCGAACUGACCUGGAAGACGCCGACGAAAAGCGUGAGCGGUGUUAUCGGUGGCAAGUUUCUGGCCCGAGACGCCACGCACGGUACUCGAGAGAUGCGCCUUGCAAUGGCUUAGUCGCCUCGGCACUUCCUUCUCGGCGCUCGCAGCUCCACCGCCUCCACCUCCUCUCCGCCAUCUUCACUUCUGCUCCGACUGUCUCCAUUUCGGGGAAGAGGAAGAUGAUGGACACAGCUGCGGAGACUAAGAGCAACCCUUCGCUGGGGAAAGACAGGGAAAUGGGUGAAGGUGGCGCGUCUGCAGAGGCUCAGCGCGACGGAAGCACGCCAGUCUCGGCGAUGAGGAGGCUUUGGGCAGCCACCACUUAUGAGCCGCUGUUCCUGCUGCAUUCCAUUGCCUUUUACGCCACGAUGACGAUGACCGAGUCGCUUAUAUCUGACAAGAGCUGCCUGGUGACCCUCGGCAAACCGGAAGAAAUCUGCAGAGACCUUUACAAUCAUCCACACGAUGCAAUUGAGGUACAGCAAGUUGCCUCGAAGUACCAAGGUAUUGUCCCACUGGCGGAGAGCUUCGUCUCCGUAUUUCUGCUGCUCUACAUCGGCCCUUUCUCUGACAGGUACGGUCGGAAGCCCUUCUUGUACCUGAGUCUGGCGAUGAGAACACUGAACGUUCUUAUACUGUUCUUCGCUUCGGCGUUCAUUUACUCUCCUAUCGAGCUCACUGUGGCGGCGCCCUUCAUCUACUCCCUCGGGGGCGGGAUCGCCACCUUCCUCAUGCUCGUCUUCGCCUGCAUCUCCGACGUCACCUCGGAGGCCAACCGCACCUACAGGCUGGGAAUCCUGAAGAUCUGCAUGGCCUUCGGGUCGCCCACUGGCAGGGUGGUGGGCGGGCAGAAGUGCUCGGGGGAAUUGUCUCAGGUGUUCGCUGUGGGCGGCUAUCUGGCGGUGUACGGGAUGAGUCUCGCGCUCCUGGUCGUCUGCCUCCUUAUACUCGCCUUUACUGAGGAGUCUGUGAAAUUCGGUGAAAAUGAGGUGAGGCCCAAGUUGAAGAUCUCGCGGCUGGUCGAGGAGCCUGCGAGUCUCUUCGCCGCCGUCCACCGCAGGGAAGGACCUCGAAGGGGCAUCGUCUACGGCGUUCUCUUCGCCCAUAUCUGCAUGUUCUUCGCUCUGAAUCCUCUGUACUUCCUGUUCUUCAAGUUGAUGCUCGACUGGGAUGCAACGGACUAUUCGAACUGGUUCUUCUACAAGGACAUGACCAAAGCCAUUGCGCUCGUGUUGCUGAUGCCCGUCUUCGUGGGCCGCCUGAGGCUCCCCGACAGCGCCCUCGGGCUGCUUGGCUGCAGCUCCGUCGCCUUCAUGCAGAUCGCCCUCGGACAGAUCGUCAGCCCCUCCAUGGCGUGGGUCGCGCUGCUCGGGCCUCUGCUCGGGAUGCUGGAACUGUUCGCGCACUUGUCUUUACGUUCCAUUAUAUCCAAGUGUUCAGAUGGAAGCAGAGAGCUUGGAAAGCUUUUCGCGGCGCAGGCAGUCCUGGACUCCAUCGCCGUCGGAUUAUCAGGCCCCAUGUACGCAGCGGUGUACAGUUCCACAGUGGACAGCCUCCCCGUGGCACAGUUCCUCCUGGCGGCCCUGUUCAUGCUCCUGUCCGCCGUCGGAAUCUGGGUGUGCGAUAUCUUCGUCUUAAAAAAGGAAGCUGGAGCCAAGAAUAGAGAUAACUAAGAAAUAAAAACUUGGAGAUAAAAUUUAAUGUAAUAAAAACUUGAACAUGUUUGUCAUUUGCGAAUAUGUUGCAGAUGACGUCAUAAUUAUCAUAAUGAUUGUUUAUCACUUUAUUCUAUCAUGUUUCUUCAAUAAUA
This is a messenger RNA of Penaeus vannamei (Pacific white shrimp), 1862 nucleotides long. The record is from RefSeq and is a predicted model, not a curated record. NCBI's taxonomy places the organism in Eukaryota, Metazoa, Arthropoda, Malacostraca, Decapoda, Penaeidae.